AUGGUACUGGUUACAAGAACACUCCCUUUUGACCACCACAACAAUGCUUCCAAUGAUCCUCACUCUGGUCUGCGACAUGGUGCUGAAGGUGCAGCUCUUGGUGCUGGUGCGUAUGAAGCCAACAAGCAUCUUGAAAAUGGUCACCGUGGCUCUUUUGAAGGCAAUCCUGAUUAUGAAAACUCUGGUCUCAGAUACACUGGCCGCCAAGAUCGUCUCCCUAGCAAUUCCAAUGUUGAAGGUUUCCAGCGUGUCCGUGAACAGGCCAGCCAUCACAACAAUGAUCCUGAAACUUACAGCCAUCACAAUGAUCAUUCCGGAUUGAAGCAUGGAGCCGAAGGUGCUGCCUUAGGUGCUGGUGCUUAUGAGGCUAACAAGCACAUGGGUCAUCACAAUGGCGAUCAUCACCGAGGCGUUCUUGACAGCGAGCAUCCCCAUUCUACUGACCGAGGCCUUCAUGAUAACCGCGAUCAUUCUGGAUUGAAGCAUGGAGCUGAAGGCGCUGCUUUGGGCACUGGUGAGUAUGAAGCUAACAAGCACAUGGGUCAUCACAAUGGCGAUCAUCACAGAGGCGUUCUGGAUAGCGAGCAUCCCCAUUCUACUGACCGUGGUCUUCAGGAUAACCGUGACCAUUCUGGAUUGAAGCAUGGUGCUGAAGGUGCUGUUCUUGGUGCUGCUGGUGCCACUGCUGGUCAUGAAGUCAACAACCAUCACAACUCUCCUCCUGUUUCCAACUCUACCAAUGGUGCCGAACAUGGUGAAGAAAACACUCCUGAUGGCCAAAGAGGCAAGGCUUCCGCACCACAUCCUCUUAAUACUGGUGGUACUGCAAGCCAUAUUGCCGAGCAACCUGAUAUGGGAUUAGGUGGUUUGACUGGUAAACAGCCAGUUGGAAAGAUUGAUCUUAAGAAUUUGUAAAUAGCUUUUUUUAAAUACGAAUUAUUAUACAUGUACAUAGAUAUAUAAAAACCUCUUUUAAUUAUUUGGUUUUGUUGAAUAAAUACCAUUAUUUCACAAUAAAAACUAUACUUUACUUCU
Messenger RNA from Phycomyces blakesleeanus NRRL 1555(-), 1035 nucleotides. RefSeq lists its product as hypothetical. Bases 1 to 915 code for a protein of 304 amino acids. The transcript is spliced from 2 exons. The record is from RefSeq and is a predicted model, not a curated record. NCBI's taxonomy places the organism in Eukaryota, Fungi, Mucoromycota, Mucoromycetes, Mucorales, Phycomycetaceae.